Molecule: messenger RNA, 816 nt
Organism: Funneliformis geosporum
Lineage: Eukaryota; Fungi; Glomeromycota; Glomeromycetes; Glomerales; Glomeraceae
Source: the annotation of a GenBank genome assembly
AUGGGUAACGAAAAUAAUGUUAACCCCAAUCCUACAAUUACUUUUGAAGCCGAAACAUUUAGAAGGAUUCAACCUGAGGAAUAUUUACGUAAAUUCGUUCAACAGCAUGUUAGACCUGAUGGUUGUAUAACAACGGCCGAUGGCUCUUCCAUGGUACGAAUAGGAAACACGACCAUAGUUUGUGGCAUCAAAGCCGAAGUAUCGGAACCGAAACUAAAUUUUCCCAAAGAAGGUUAUUUAGUUCCGAAUAUCGAUUUGUCACCAAUUUGUUCACCGAGGUUUAAACCUGGGCCUCCAAGCGAACAAGCACAGAUCUUAAGUGAAAAUUUAAACAAAUUAUUAAAAAAUCCAAAGGUAAUUGAUUUAGAAACAUUAUGUAUUCAAGAGGGAAAAGCUGCUUGGGUUUUGUUUGCAGAUAUUGUUUGCGUAAAUUAUGAUGGAAAUAUAUUUGACGCUUGUGUAAUGGCAUUAAUAUCUGCUUUAGCAGAUGUAAAACUUCCUAAAGCAGUUUAUGAGGAUGGCUUAGUAAAAGCUACUGAAGAGAAGAUAAUUGCUCUUAGUUUUAUACGGACACCUUAUUCCAUAUCUUUUGCAAUGUUUGACGGGAAACAUUUGUUGGCUGAUCCAAAUGAAAUGGAAGAAUCAAUCAUCAAAAGUGCAAUCACAAUAGCCAUUGACGAAACUGGACAACUAUGUAAUAUAUGGAAAGUUGGAACUUCAUGCACACCGGAACAAUUGAGAACUUGCAUAUCCAAAGCACGUGAUAGAUAUGUAGAUAUCACUUCGAUCAUUGAGAAAGCAAGACAAGCAACUUGA